Hypoxylon trugodes is the source of this 1210-nucleotide messenger RNA. RefSeq lists its product as uncharacterized. The transcript is spliced from 3 exons. Lineage: Eukaryota; Fungi; Ascomycota; Sordariomycetes; Xylariales; Hypoxylaceae. The record is from RefSeq and is a predicted model, not a curated record. The coding region runs from base 301 to 768 and encodes 155 amino acids.
GCCGUGGUGACAAAUGCAAAUCACGAACGUACUAUAAACUUGCCCAGAAACCAACAAGGCUCCGUUUAGUCUUCUUGGUAUCGCCUGUCUGUAGCUGUAGUGCCUCACUAGUAAACUCGCCGUCUAGUCGUCUAGAUCCAUGAUUUCCUAAAUAGGAAAAUGGUGACGAUUGUUGCUUAUGCGGUCAGAUUAAUAAGAAGGAUAUUAUGAAACAAUGCGCGGAGGGUUUAAAGAAUUAUAUAUAUAAGAACAAGAUUGAAAUACUUUAAACGUUCUUACUAUAGCAUCUUAAGAACUGUUAUGGCCCUGAGGACCUUGAGGAAUUUGAAUCGAAUCAAGACAAUGGCUUUCGUACCGACAUCCAGAUCCGAAGUCCAAACGUGGCUGGACAGAUUUCUUGCCAUCAACGAUACGCUCGAUGUGUCUAAGCUCGAUACCGUGUAUACGAAGAACGCAACGGUGAAGUUCGGCAACCGACCUAUCAUACAGGGACUCGAAAACAUCCAAAACUUCUUCGUUCCAACUUGGAGUAGAGAAGAGCUGAUGCAUCACGAUGUCGACAGCUUCGACAUGAUCGACAAUAGAAUUUACCAGGAAUGCCGUGUAACGUGGAAGGUCAAGAAUGACCCGGAGAAGGAGACUAUUGUUCUCUCAGCUAUUGCAGUUCUGCACUUGGCCACGACUGGCGAGGAGAAGGGUCUCGUUAGCCAUGCUGCGUACUACAUGGACGGAGCUCCGUUGAACGCCGCACUUAAACGAUCGCCUUGAAUUUGGGGAUAGAGGAACAGGUUGUACACUAGAAAAAUAGAAGCCAAGUAUUGUUGUUGGAAGUUUGUGAUAGUGGCUGCUUGACGGCUUGAUACUAUAGGAUGUGGCGUAAACUGGGGAUGGUAUUGGUCUGAGUGAUUUAAGAAAAAAACGCCCCGAGAAGUUGAGUAACUCCGAAUAGAUAUUAUGUGCAUAAUGUUUCGGAUUUCCUGUAAAGUCCCCGGCCAUGAUGUAGAAGAAGUUGAGUUCUACAUUCUCGGCGACUUGUAUAAAAAUACAUGAACCCCACCUACCAAAACAGGUAUUACCCAUAAUGGAUUAGCUCGCUUCUGAUAACCACCUAGGAUUGAAUACGAUAAGAGAUAGCUUUGGGUAUCGAUUAUCAUUGAUUGGCUGUAGCUUCAAUGGACCCCGCGAGGCUUGCUGUAGCCUUUUCCCAAAA